UUGAAUUCCCAUUGUGAUCCGACCCCUCUGCGGCCACGUAGUCUGCAGCAACGGUAAACGCGAAUUUGAACAGGUUUAUGUUAGACGUUGGGAUUCUGACUGUGUCUCUCUGCACAGUUGCGGUUUCGGUCACAAUUUUUGUGCCACACCCUCGGUGUCCCGGGUUGUUUUUGUGAAAUUAUUGGAUAAGAAGCGGUGAAGGGGAAGUUGUCUGACAAGGAGGCCAGUAUUUGCCAAGGAGCAAAGAUACACGGCUGUAGUGAUAGUCCGUUGCUGUUUUAGUAGAUUGGGUUGCAGGAUUACGAAGGUCCUUCGAGUGCUGAGGCAUCAGGAGCAUUCUGUGUUGAGUUUUGUUUACUUGUACCCUGACGUGUGUCCGGCGGAUGACGUUGUCCUGCAUUGCCUUGUUUCUCGGUAGACGAGAGGACUGGUGUGAUGUUCUAGCGUAAUGCGCUUUGCUUUGAAGGAACCAAAUAUUAGGAGGUAGUUCACCGAAGGCGGCUCCUGCUGCCGAAUCCUUACUCUGGCGACAACUGCUCCUGCGUACACUUCUCUUGGAAGUUCGCUAAAUUACGUCGUUUGUGCUCAAAGGGCUUCAAAUCGCCCGUGUACCCUAGCAGUAGGCACUGCUGAGAUGGAUGGGACCUGCCACUUGACCUUUCUUCGACAUUGGGAAAGAGAGCCACUGAUAUCCAUGUAGACGGCUGCUGGACCUAUGUGCGAGGGAAGGUUACUGGAAUCCGAUGGAAGGGCAGUAGCUUGCAGUGCACCAUGGAAGAGUAGGGAGCAGUGUGGAAGGACAUUGCAUUUUAGCUUAGACCACAUUCUACUUCUGUGUCGAGUGUCCUUUUAAAAAUUAGCUUUACUAAUUCCAUCCGAGUAGCUUCCUCAGAGACACAGGACUUGUUCAUAGCACUCCUCGGAUCGCUAUGCAUUCACCCGUAACUUUCAAUGCCCCUCGCUUCGUAGGGUAUAAAAUUCUGAGAGUCUUGUGAGCCUAGCUGGACAACUCGAAAGGCCUGAGCUGGGUGUACAUUAGUAGCGACGAUGGGAGCAGACAAAGCAAACGUUUCUGAAGGACCACCGUCUGGAGAUGAUGGUAGUUUGUUGGCAGAGAAAGAUUCACUGCAGGCCGUCCAAGUCGCCUUGAACAUCCGGCCUCUCAUUGCACUGGAGCGUGCCCAGGGCUGCAAAGAUUGUAUCACAGUAGUACCUGGUGAACCUCAGGUUCAAAUCGGCACUCAUUCUUUUACAUUCGACCAUGUCUUCGGCAGCUCUGGCUCACCUCUUUCUGGACUCUACGAUAAAUGUGUGAAGUCGCUUGUAGAUGGCCUGUUUCAUGGCUACAAUGCAACUGUGUUGGCAUAUGGUCAGACCGGUUCGGGGAAAACCUACACAAUGGGCACUGCAUACACGGUGGGAGGCUGCAUCGACGGAGUCAUUCCCCAUGUUAUGCAGGACAUCUUUCAACACGUCGAAACUCUGAAGAAAAAAGUUGACUUUCAAAUUAGGGUGUCAUUUAUUGAGAUUUUGAAGGAGGAAGUGCACGACUUGCUGGAUCCCAAUCCACCCUCCACAGAGGCUAAUUUUGGGGGAGGGUCAAAGCCUACCACAAUGGGCAAACCUCCCAUUCAAAUUCGGGAGACCUCGAAUGGAGGCAUCACACUCGCAGGGGUAACUGAACCCGAUGUGAAGAGCCUAGAGGAAAUGGCGGCAUGCCUAGAGCAGGGAUCCUUGUGCCGAGCUACUGGAAGUACGAACAUGAAUUCUCAAUCCAGUCGAUCACACGCUAUUUUCACCAUAAUGCUUGAGCAACGUCGCAAGUGGGAGAUGCUUCCCGACGGAGGUAAUCCACUUUUAGAGGAUUGCAAUGAGGACUACUUGUCUGCAAAGCUGCAUUUGGUGGAUCUAGCGGGAUCUGAAAGAGCUAAAAGAACCGGAGCAGAUGGAUUACGAUUCAAAGAAGGUGUACACAUCAACAAAGGACUUCUAGCACUCGGAAACGUAAUUAGUGCUUUGGGGGAUGACAGAAAGCGUAAAGAAGGAGGCCAUGUUCCCUACAGAGAUAGUAAACUCACAAGGUUAUUGCAGGACUCCCUUGGAGGGAAUAGCAGCACUGUGAUGAUAGCUUGUGUAAGCCCAGCAGACUCAAACGCGGAGGAGACUUUAAACACUUUAAAGUAUGCUAAUCGAGCCCGGAACAUCCAGAAUAAGCCUACGGUCAAUCGAGAUCCCCUGACUGCUGAAAUGCAGCGACUAAGGCAACAGCUUGAGCUGGCCCAAGUUGAGCUUAUCUGUGCUAGAGCUGGAGGACCAUCAAAUAGCGACAUGCAGAUGUUCAAGCAGAGAAUCGCAUGGCUUGAAGCUAGCAAUACUGAGCUUCGUCGAGAGCUGGAUGAAUCCCAAGGAAAAAUUGCCUCCCUCUCUCGAUCUGCUUCGGAAUCAGAACUUCAGCGGAACAAGCUGCUAGUUAAGCUCGAUAUGCUGCGGUCUGGGAAGACUUUUGAGGAGCUUGACGGGGAGAAAAUUACCCAGACCGAGGAUUUGCUGAAGGACUACGUGAAAAGAAUCGAGGACCUCGAGGCUGAGGUUCAACAACUUCAGCAAUCCAAGUCACGAUCCGUUUUAACCAAUCGACCGAUUUACCCUAACGUCGCCAAUGUUGUCAAAAGCGUAACACCUGAAGGCAUCACUGGAGUUCCAGUUAUUGGAGAUGUUGUGUCCCCUGGUGAAAGUCGUGCGGAGCCAGAGGCCGACGUUGUUGCUAAGGAGUUAGAGUAUUCAUCAGUUCAAGCUGGCCUCGACAAAGAAUUGCAAGAGUUGAAUAAAUGCUUGGAGCAAAAGGAGGCGGAGAUGAAAUCCUUUGUCCGAGCUGAUACCUUAGUCUUAAAGCAGCAUUUUGAGAAAAAGCUGAUCGAAAUGGAGGAGGAGAAAAAGCGCUUGCAGAUGGAAAGAGACAAGUUAAUGAUGGAGCUCGAAAACCUUUCUCAUGUCUCCGACGAUAACGCCCAGAAACAGCAACUUGCAUACAAGCAGACUCUAACUGAUCUGGAAAUUCAGAUUGCGGAUCUGAAAAAGAAGCAGGAGAAUCAAGCGCAACUUCUUCGUCAGAAGCAGCGAAGUGAUGAGGCAGCCAAGCGCCUGCAAGAGGAGAUUGUUCGUAUGAAGACCCAGAAGGUUCAAAUACAGCAAAAGAUGAAGCAAGAAUCUGAACAGUUUCGGUUGUGGAAAGCAUCCAGAGAGAAAGAGGUUCUUCAGUUAAAGAAAGAAGGGCGUCGUAAUAUUUACGAGUUACACAAGAUACAAGCUCUACAUUUACGGCAGAAAAUGGUAUUGCAACGGAAGACAGAAGAGGCCGCAACGGCUAUGCGUCGUCUGAAAGAACUCCAAGAAGCCAGGAAGUCGUCUAAAGAUACUGCUCCUAACGGAACUCUACUUCUCACUGGUCCUUCCUCUCAGAACAAUGAGAAGUCCCUCCAACAUUGGCUUGAACAAGAACUCGAAAUGGCUCUUCGAGUUCACGAAGUUCGUUCAGCUGUCGAGAAACAGAGAGAGGAACGUGCGGCUACUGCCAAAGAACUGAUGGAGCUAAGGCAACAGGAUGAUGAGAAACUUGCAAUCGCAAAUGAUCCUGAUGAGGAGUCCAAUGCCAGGCACGCCCGUAUCGCGUACCUGGAGAGUCUUUUGAGCUCCUCUUCUGGAGAUAUGGUGGCAAUGGCAUCUCAACUGUCGGAAGCUGAAGAACGUGAAAGAGCUUGCAGUGGUCGGGCUCGUUGGCAGCACUUGCGCUCUAUGGGAGAUGCAAAGACCCUCUUGCACCUCAUGUUUGGUGUCGCAUCCUAUUCCAGAUGUCGCUUCAAAGAUCUAGAGGACGAGAACAAAGAGAUGAAGGAGAAGCUGGCCGAAGUGGAAGGUCUAUUGAAACAGACAGAAGCACAACGUCAGGAAUUGGAAAGACAGAAUCUACUAACAAAUCAAGCUCUGUCCGUUGCUUUGGUAGCAGCCAGUAAGUAUGAGUUGGAUGUUCGCAAUACUCAAACUGAGGGCGAUCGUCCACGGAAAUCUGGUGGACCGUAUGACCUUCGAAAGGUGUCCCGCGUUUCCUCCAUAGUCCGGACUUCACUUCCGGAGUCUGAUAUGGAUCUAUCUGACUCGGAGUCCGAGUUCGACAUGAGAGCUGAUGUCUCCGAUCUGGAUUCAGAUUUUGAUGAGGAUGAAAAAUCUUAUAAAAGACGUGUUGCACGUAAGACUCAGUCUGGAACUCGGGUUCUUUCUGGAGGAAGGAAACAGGCUUCUGUUGGCCAGAAGUCGAGCACUGACCUGCCACAUUCCGAGCCUCCGAGUGAGCCAGGAUCAGCAGAGAGCGGUCGCAUUACUCCGUCUAGUGGUGCGACCACCCCUGCUGAGGUAAAAGAGGAACUUAAGUCAGGUCAUUGCUGCUCGUGUUCUCCAUGGUCAGGCUGUAAGACUAAGAAAUGUGCCUGUAAAGCUGUCGGUGGUUUCUGCGGACCUGCGUGUGGAUGCAAGGUCGGCCGAUGUGCAAAUCGCGGUGAGAUUGAUACUGUCGAAUCAUCAUUGGUGACCACAAACUCACUUGUACCAGCGCAUAGAGACAUGGCAGUGGCUAUGGCGGGUCUCCGAGUGGAUGAGACAUCGCACAAACUAGGGUUUGAUUUUGGGGAUUCUAAAACCGGCGUAGAGUUGUCAGGUGGUCCAUCUCCCGAGACCGAUAGUGCCUUGUUGAAGAAGGUAGUGACCUUGUUGGACUUUGCAUGGAAAAGUAGUCAGCAGGGCAGCCCUCAAAGCCCUGACGAGCAUCUACAUCCUGGAGAAGUGGUUUUCCAUGGUACACGUGACGAAACAAGGAAAGAUGAGGUUGGUAGUAAAAGACCUCGACGACCGCUCUCAGAUAUUGGAAAUAACAAGAUUUUAACCAAGCCGCACGGGGAUCGUCCCCCCUUGAAAACUAAACGUAAAGUCCCGCGUGGUUUGGUCCAGCUAGUGUCGGUUCCUUCAUUGGCUCCCGAGCAGCCAGCUGCUACUCCUUCUUCCACCCCGACUGCAACAGUCCCUGCUCCAGCAAUCGGAUAUACCGCCGCAGAUGGCAACAGUCUCGGAUCCGCAGACGGUGGGUACACACUUCGUUCAGUAGGAGACCGACCUGCUGUUCCGGAAACGCAAGCUCCCUCGAAUAACAGUGCGGGAUACCACGUCACAACUAGCGCAGGUGAAAGACCUGGAGAGCCUCUUGUUCCUCCCAGGGUACAUCCUUCUCUUCCGAGGUCUGGUCAUGGCCCUUUGAAAAUACGGUCUGAUUCGAGCUUGCAAAAUAGUGAAGUCGACGCUUCUACUUCCAACGGUAGGCGAAAGGACACAACCAAUGGCCAUGGACGGAAUAGUAUGGCCGGGGAUCAGAAAGAAAAUAUGCGGACAAAUUCGCGAAGACUGUAAACAACUCAUUUGUGGGGUUCAACCUGAGCAGGCCAAAUGUUAAUUUUAGCACUGUAGAGAGUACAUUUUCAGUUGUUAAACUUCAUUACGCACCAAUCACUUCUUGUGACACUCUUGUCACGUCCAAUCCUGUCACCUUGUACAUCUAAUCAAUCACAUUCUUGGUGACUCCAUUUUUUCCUUCAA
Physcomitrium patens is the source of this 5637-nucleotide messenger RNA. Its product is annotated as kinesin-like protein KIN-4A. Gene Ontology annotation, cellular component: microtubule associated complex. NCBI's taxonomy places the organism in Eukaryota, Viridiplantae, Streptophyta, Bryopsida, Funariales, Funariaceae. Gene Ontology annotation, biological process: mitotic spindle organization; spindle elongation; microtubule-based movement. The record is from RefSeq and is a predicted model, not a curated record. Gene Ontology annotation, molecular function: microtubule binding; ATP binding; microtubule motor activity.